UAUUCUCGGCAUGGUUCAUCUGGACCUGGCCAAGUAUCAUGAGAUGGGCCGCUUCAAGGAGCAGGAUGGCGCCGAAUGCGACAUGGACGCGGCCAUGUUCCACCUCAAGCAGGCCGUCAACUGCGAAGUGCUGGAAGCGAUACAGAUCAUGGCUAAGCUCUACCUGAACAUGCCUACGGACAUUUUCUCCUCCGUACAGAUCCCGGAGGAUGAGGAAAACAUUGACAUCGGUGUCGGUUAUAUGCACAACGCGGCUGAUGCAGGAGACAGACAGGCCAUGAUUCACCUAGCUAAAGCUUAUGACACGGGUGUCAAUCUUGGAUCUCAAAGGGAGAGAGAUUGGAAGCAGGCGGUGUACUGGUACGACCGCGCGAUCCACACUGACGAGAUUGACGCUGGCGGGGAGUUUGACUCGACGAUGGACGACCCCAUGUACAUGCUCAUGUCGUGCGAGGCGGAGCUGUGGAGGAAGGGAGGCCUAGGGCUGACGAAGGAUCCAAGCUAUGCCGGAGAACUGUAUACGAUGGCUGCAGACAAUGCCAUGGAGAGCAUGAAGGGCCGUCUGGCAAACAAGUUCUAUGCGCUUGCCGAGGAGGCUUGGGCCGAGGUGGAGGAACCAGAGGAGUGAACGUCACAACUCCGAGCAAGUGUUGUGGUAGUACUGGAUGCAGCACUGCUACAGCUUUGAGACAAAUUCACGGAAAAGUGUAGUUUUGGAGUAGAUGGAGUGCAA
This is a messenger RNA of Priapulus caudatus, 733 nucleotides long. RefSeq names its product eukaryotic elongation factor 2 kinase-like. The record is from RefSeq and is a predicted model, not a curated record. Lineage: Eukaryota; Metazoa; Priapulida; Priapulimorpha; Priapulimorphida; Priapulidae. Gene Ontology annotation, molecular function: protein binding. The transcript has 5 exons. The coding region runs from base 11 to 628 and encodes 205 amino acids.